AUGGGCUGUGUCCGUGGUGUCCUCAUGCCCGGGGAGUCCACAGUGUCCCCAUGUUCUGCUGCAGCCCAGGGUGGCCUCGGUGUCCCUGUUCCCAAGGUGUUUGUGCCACAGGGAUGUGCCCAGACCCUCAGCCUCGCUGGAGCCCAGACCACCCAGCUCCUCGUAGAGUCCCCCUGUAGGCCGGCGGUACAGUGGGACUGGGUGACACUGACCUGCCAGGGCUUGGGGACUGCCAGUGACACCACCUGGUAUGAGGACAGGGGGCCGAAGAGACAGCAGGAACUCGACCAUGUCACUGUCACCGAGAGUGGCACCUACACGUGUAACAGACCUGGCAGUGGGCGCAGGCCCCCGGUGACAGUCUCAAAUGAGGGGAACACCAGGAAUCUGGUGCUGCAGGUGCCAGCACGGGCACUGCUGGAGGGGGACACGGUGACACUGCGCUGCCGGCGCAGGGACAACAAAUAGUUCACAAGUGUGUCCUUCUACCGUGAAGAGAAGCAGCUGAAGAACCCCAAAGAUGGGACUGAGCUGUCCUGUUCCCCCCUGCAGCUGAAUCACAGAGGCUACUACAGCUGCAAGCUCUGGGUGGUGUCACAUUGGAGCGAGUCAAAGUGGGUGACAGUGACAGUGCACAGGGUCCCACUCUCAGGGGUGUCCCUGUCAGCGCAGCCCCCUGGGGGACAGGUGGCACUCGGAGACAGCCUGGUGCUGAGUUGCACGGUGGCCGCGGGGACAGGUCCCCUGUCCUUCUCCUGGCACCGGGAGGGCUCGGGGGCACUCCUCAGCACUGGCCCCCACCUGGAGCUGCAGCAUGUUGGGGACAAUGACAGUGGCCAGUACCAGUGCCGGGUCAGCAAUGGGGAGAGCGUGGCCGAGAGUGACCCUCUGAAUGUCACUGUCCUGGUGCCCAUGUCCAAUGUCACCAUCACCCCUGGUCCCCUGUCACACCAGGUGCCUGCAGGUGACAACAUGACCCUGCACUGCUCGGUGCAGGUGGGCUCAGCCCCUGUCACCUUCACCUGGCUGCACAACGGGCAGGAGGUGGCCCGGGGUCCCCUCCUGGAGCUCAGGGACAUCGAUGUGGGAUAUUCGGGCACCUACCAGUGCGUGGCCACCAACCAGCUGGGACAGGAUGGGCACCGCGUGUUCUGGCCACUCAGCCCUGAGCUGGCCCUGGAGGUGUCGCCUGGCUCACCCUGGGUCACAGCUGUGGCCACAGGGGUUUGUGGGACCCUUUUGUUCCUGCUCCUGCUCGUGGGUGUCAUUGUGGCCUGGCACUUGUGUCACCAUGUGGGUGGGUGA
Messenger RNA from Serinus canaria (Common canary), 1305 nucleotides. RefSeq names its product Fc receptor-like protein 2. The record is from RefSeq and is a predicted model, not a curated record. Gene Ontology annotation, molecular function: transmembrane signaling receptor activity. Gene Ontology annotation, biological process: cell surface receptor signaling pathway. NCBI's taxonomy places the organism in Eukaryota, Metazoa, Chordata, Aves, Passeriformes, Fringillidae.